This is a messenger RNA of Opisthorchis viverrini, 1290 nucleotides long. RefSeq lists its product as hypothetical. The record is from RefSeq and is a predicted model, not a curated record. Gene Ontology annotation, molecular function: ADP-ribose diphosphatase activity. Lineage: Eukaryota; Metazoa; Platyhelminthes; Trematoda; Opisthorchiida; Opisthorchiidae. The transcript is spliced from 8 exons. The coding region runs from base 1 to 1290 and encodes 429 amino acids.
AUGGACGUUCCGGUCAGUAAAUCCGCGCUGUGCCAUCUUGCCCCCCUGGAAAGCAGUGAAGAGAUGAUUCUGACCUUGAAGCCAACAGAUGGCCGGCGACUGGUCGGUCGCGGGCGGAAACGUGAAGGUUCGACAAGCACUAAUCUAAUCCUAGAAGCAGUUACCAAAGCGGUGGCUGGUUUGGGAUCACAUUGCAGUGAUAUCGAAGAAAGAAUUGAAGAAAAAAUACGCAUAGAAGAACAGUGUGUAAAAGCUGUACUCACGAGAACGAACGCGGAAGAAUUAGAGCCGGACGUUGUGUUGGAAGCGAAACAACAAGGACCACCAUCACGCGGUCCACGGGGGGCACCAACGACUGGGAAGAUUUUGGAAAGGCUGCUUAUAAGUCACCGCCUGUGGAGGAUUGUUCCAUUCAACUUCGAAAUUUACCCUGGAAUACGUAUGAAUGUACCACAAGACAAGUUGAAUUGGAAAGUGCCCUAUCCAGCAUAUCGGACGUUUCGGAUAACGGAAGAUCGCCUUUCAGUACCAUAUGUGGGUAUGGAUGACGGAGCUGACGUUUCGCCCCAAACCUUACCAUACAAUGACUAUGACAGUCAACAUGGAGUGAGUCGCAAAGCAACUCGCGGUAGAGUACGCGUCUUUCGUAAAUCGAAUUCGGCGGAGACUAGCCAGCUGAUUGGGCUUCCAUUGAAUCCAUCUGGACGGUCCGGUCUGCAAGGCAAAGGUCUACUUCCACACUGGGGACCCAAUCACGCGGUGACUGUAGCACUGACGCGUGCACAUCCGGACGGUAUAAUAUGGAAUAAUCUCCCAGUAAUCCAAGUGGCUGUGCUCUGCAGAAAUCAGAAUUUCUGCCUUCCCUGGUACCUUAUCGACCACAGAGCAGACUGCGAGUUUCACGAAUGCACACCAAAUGUUAUCCGAGCACUCUUCACGCGACGCGUGUAUAAUAUGAUCCCUGACAAAGACGAGGCAAAGGCUAUUUUGACAAGCUUGAAAGCCGCUAACAUAUCACUGGUUAGCACUGGAUUUCUUCAUGAUCACCUGAAUGCCGACCACGCGUGGAUUGAAACAGUCUUUUUGAACAUUCAAGAAAACUCGCAAAACGCUUUUCGACCUGAACUAUUAAAAGUUUUUGUUGAAAAUGACGCCAGUGAACAAGUUAUUUGGCUCGACGUUUGCCAUCAAAUUGGGAUGCGUUCCAGUCACGAUGAGUUACUCAGAAGAUUGGCUCUACACUGCAAAGCCUAUUUCAAUGAGGAACCGGGACAGGAAGAGUACGAUUAA